Protopolystoma xenopodis is the source of this 312-nucleotide messenger RNA. The record is from the annotation of a GenBank genome assembly. NCBI's taxonomy places the organism in Eukaryota, Metazoa, Platyhelminthes, Monogenea, Polystomatidea, Polystomatidae.
GGGACCCAUGUUGAGCGUGAUUUUGUCGAGUGUCCAUCUCAGAUGUUUGAAAACUGGGUAUGGACUUCUGAGGGGUUGAGUGAGCUGCUUUCUCUUGGAGGAGGUAAAGCCUUACCUAGCGAGUCUAUCAAAAACUUAGUCCACUCACGUACUGCCAAUGCGGGAUUAUUUUACUCACGACAGCUAAUGUUGGCUGACUUCGAUCAGGCCAUUCACACGGCACCUGAGCACCUACGUGUUGUGCUCUUUAAUUUUUACUACAUUGAUGGGUCGAGCCUCGGUGUGGGCAGCGUAUUCCUUGGGGAAUUUUAA